AUGACUCCCGAUCAGCAGAAGGGUCUCCAGGUCCAGAACGACGGCCGCAAGGGCAAGAACCUCAAGCCGCUCGAGUGGGACCAGAAGCUCUGCCAGGAGGCCCAGAAGUGGGCUGACCACCUGGCCAAGGACGUCGGCCACAUGGAGCACUCCAAGGGCGACCAGCGACCUAACCAGGGCGAGAACCUCUUCUGGGGCUGGGCCCAGCCCGGCCCUUACAAGGACCCCUACGCCAACGCUGCCCACAGCUGGAUGAACGAGGCUUCCAAGUACCACGGCGAGAAGAUUGGCGAGGGCAACUUUGCCGACUUUGGCCACUACACCCAGUGCAUGUGGCACAGCACUACCAAGGUCGGCAUGGCCUCUGCCACCGACAAGAAAGGCGGAGUCUUUGUCGUCGGCCGCUACUCUCCCCCUGGCAACUGGUCUGGCCAGAAGCCCUACUAG
Messenger RNA from Thyridium curvatum, 447 nucleotides. RefSeq lists its product as uncharacterized. Lineage: Eukaryota; Fungi; Ascomycota; Sordariomycetes; Thyridiales; Thyridiaceae. The transcript is spliced from 3 exons. The record is from RefSeq and is a predicted model, not a curated record. Bases 1 to 447 code for a protein of 148 amino acids.